This is a messenger RNA of Arachis duranensis, 564 nucleotides long. RefSeq lists its product as uncharacterized. Bases 1 to 564 code for a protein of 187 amino acids. NCBI's taxonomy places the organism in Eukaryota, Viridiplantae, Streptophyta, Magnoliopsida, Fabales, Fabaceae. The record is from RefSeq and is a predicted model, not a curated record. The transcript has a single exon.
AUGGUAAAUAAGAGUCGAGUUACUGAGGAUUGUGUGAAAAAGGUAGCAUUGAACAAGGGUGAUCAGCGAGCUUUUGUUAGGAGAGAUCAAUGGAGGAAUUUUGUUCCUAGAGGACAGAAUUUCAAGCAAGGAAGUUAUGUUCCACAACAACAUCUGGGUAAGAAUAGCUUCCGGAGAUUCAAUAAUAACAACAACAUGGAAAGAGGUAAAGGAAAGCAGAUUCAGAAUCCUCCCAAUAUCUUGACAUGUAGGAGAUGUGGGGCAUAUCAUUCGAACUCUCCGUGCAGAGCUAGACUGGGUGUAUAUUACUACUGUGGUAGAGCCAGACAUCUAACCUGGAAUUAUCCAGAGAGAAAAAGACAGGAAGCUGAGAGAGUUCAACAGCAGGGACGUGUAUUUACCAUGACAGCGGAUGGUGCUGAAAGAUUAGACACUCUUAUUAAAGGUAAUUGUGAAAUUGGUGGUAAAAUCUUAAUUGCUUUAUUUGAUACUGGGGUAUCACAUUCGUUUAUAUCGUUUGAGAAAGAUAGUGAAUUAGGAUUGAAGAUAACCAUGUUAGCCUAG